CGGACCCAGACGACGUCACCAGACCGACGCCGUGACGCGAUCAACAAGCGACGACGGCUUGAAUUGUUGUUUGUUCAAAUCGUGGUCAGACAAAACUCAGUUUGUGAUUUUAUAGAGAAGGUAUUGUACGAAUUCAUUAUUUUCUACUUCCCAUCAUGCUUUCGUUUUGUACUACAUAUUACAUCUAAAAUUGAGCCGUGCAUUCGUCUUCAGACGUCGCCAACUUCCUACAGAAAAUGGAGGAAAUGUGUGUAGUCGGUGCUUUGUGUUUACGCUUGUAUUUUGGCUGCAGUUAGCUAAUUUAGCUAUCUUUAAGGAGAUUACUUAUUCCAAACUUUGUAUUAUGCGAUUAUGAAUCGGAUUCCUGCAUGCUGCGUUAUAUUCUUGAAUCGGUUCGAUCUAGCAGCCCUGGUUGCCAGUGUCACACCAUCUGAGGGGCCAUGGUGGUGUUCCUGUUCCAUUAAGAGUCUACCCGUCACGAGGAACAUCUUAUGCGUGACGUGUCCGACUGGGAAAGGCUUGAGAAUCCCUUUUCCUUCUACACAACUAAAGUACUCCAGAGGAGGACGUGGAUAGACCAAAAUACCACACACACACACACACCUAUUAUUCCGAGGAUCAAAAGGAAGGAGAAAUAAGUUGUUUGGAGUCUCUGGGAUGGGGUUGGAGAGCCAACGGAGGACGUCAUGGUUCACAGCGGCUCUGCGUCCCCAAUGAAAGCAUCACCGUCACCUCAUUUAACUGCUCCUGCUCCGGCCCCUCCACCUCAGGCUGCUCCUCCUCUUGUGCCUCCUCGUGGAAAUACUACAGAUCAGGACGUGACCCCUGCCAAACUCCUCGCCACAGACCACACCUCCAACUCGGUCCUAACCCCCGUCGUCCCCGAUGUCCCCUCGACAAAAUCCCUUGGUGCUCCCUUAAGCCGAGCUUCCUCCUGGUCCUCCACUCACUCGCCUUCCGCUACUCUGAGCCAAGUCAAUGGCCGUACGUCAGGGAGGAAGAGGACCCCGAAGGCCUGUGACUGCUGUGGCCCCGGCAGUACAGGACACAGUGUCCCGACCUUGGGCAGGUGGAGGGGCAGAGGGAGAGGGAGAGGAAGGGGGGCUGGAAGGGACCUCAAAGACACCCCGAAAAGGAAAGUGGAGGGCCAGCUGACACACAUCAAGUGUUUCGAUCUGACGACGAAGAAUGUGGUGGAAGCAAAGGACGAUGGCGAUGGCGGCCGCGAGAAGUUGCACACGACUCUAGUAAUGGCUGAUACACCGUCCCAAGCGGAUAUUGCUCCACCUGUCACCGUCUCCCUGCCGGAUGUGCCGCUAAGGAACCAUGUUACUCCAGAGAAAAGGGACACGCAGAAAACGGAGGACCCGUUGAUUGCAGGGUCAGGGAGUAAAGGAGGCGGUCAUAGUGGGGAUGUGGAGAUGAUGGUGUCUACAAUAGCAGGCCGGGGAGCAAAAGUGGGGACAGGGAGGGGAAUGAUGGGACCGUUGCCUGCAUCAGAUAUGGACGUAGCAGGUGGAACACAGCAGGGAGGUUUGGGUGUUGUUGUCUACGGUUCUAAAAUGGAUGGUGUGUCUCCACUAGUGUUUGUGCAGAGGCAGGGACAAAACAAAGCUUCAGAUAUGGACCAUGGUGGGCAGGAUGAUCCUAGCUCAAUUCAAUCUUCAUUUGGAAAUGGAGACACGGUAAACCUGAGUGACACCGAACCCGAGGAGGACACAAAGGAGGGUGACGUAAUGAGAGAGAUGGAAAAUGGCCUUCUGGACUCUGACAUGCAGGUGGACGAAAGUCGCGACCAAACAAACUUCCCACUGACUCUGUCCAACGGAAACGUCACCAGUCCAACAAACGCUGCCCACUGCUCCACUCUCAUGGAGGUCGAAGCGUCCCAUCCGGCCGUGGUUGCGCCUCCAUUGCAGGGCCCCGUUACAGUUCUCAGUGUGCAGUACAGCUGGGCAUUAAGAGACCACGGGCUGUACUGUCAACCUGGAACCUGGGUGGGGGCGGCCAUGGAGGCAGCAUCCGAGAAGACAAACGGACAAGAGCUGGGUGGAGAAAAGCAGAACUCUGAGCGGCUGGAGCAGCUCACAGAUAUGAUCCACGAGUUUCUGGAGAGCUUCUACCUGAAGUACGGCAGUUUUAAUCCUCUCACAGAAAGUGAUGUCCUGGAAUACCUGAAGAAGAAAGGCAACUCCGACCUCAGCAGCAAGGAGCUGGACAUCAAAAGGAAGAUGACCCGUUACAGGGCGGGGCUUGCCUCUGCUCCCAUCGCGGGCUUCAUGGUGUCUUAUAACAAACACACCCUGGGCCUGGAGGACCUUGGCACGCUGGAGGAACAGAACUGGCUUAAUGAUCAGAUUAUCAACAUGUAUGGGGAACUCCUCAUGGAGGCGACACAACACAAGGUCCAUUUCUUCAACAGCUUUUUCCACAAGCAGCUGGUUGCCAAAGGUUAUGAUGGCGUGAAGAGAUGGACUAAAAAAGUGGAUCUGUUUUCCAAGUGGCUGCUACUAUUUCCCAUCCAUUUAGAAAUCCACUGGUCUCUCAUCACAGUCACCAUGGCAACCAAAACCAUCAGUUACUACGACAGCCAAGGCAUCGUCUUCAGACACACCACAGAUAAUAUCAUGAAGUAUCUUCAGUCUGAAGCCAGGGAGAAGCAGCAGGCCGCGUUCCAGAAAGGCUGGAAGAUCACCAUCAUCAAGGGUAUUCCUCAGCAGAAAAAUGACAGCGACUGUGGAGUUUUUGUUCUUGAGUACUGCCGUUGUCUCUCCGUGAAGCAGCCUCUUCUCUUCAGUCAGGAGGACAUGCCGCUUAUCCGAAAGAGGAUCCACAAGGAGCUGUGUGACUGCCACCUCAGCGAUUGAGCGACUGAAUAAUGGUCACGUAGACUCAACGCAGCUCGCCUUGUCAUACGGGACAGUCUGUCCAAUGGCCUUACUGACCCUUUGUGCUCCAGGGGACUCGAGCCGCCACUCUGCCUGUUUGACAGCACGGCAGCUGCUCCUCCUUCGGACUUUUGCAGUUCAAUGGCGGUGUUUGGCUGAGCAGAUUUUUCUUCCUUGCAAGGAACUACUGACGUGGCCCUCUCCCGACCCGCGGAAAUGCUGGACCCUUACCCCUCAGGCUGUUUGCGUGUUUCACAUUUCCCAGUGGAUUUCAACCCAGUGGACAGAAGGGAGCUCUGACUUGGACUGAGAACAAAACACAUUGGACCAACCCGAUGAGACGGACCUCUCAUCCCAAAAUGGAGUGGCCUUUUUCCAAGAGGAACAUUUUUAACUGUUCAGUUGUGAUGGACUCCACAGCAGUUUCACACCCUCAUUAAAAUGGGUGUUUUCUAACAUGUUUAAGGUCAUGAUGUGUUGAUUCAGUGGGCGAACUGGUCACUUAAAACUUGAAGGUUUGUGUUUGGUUUGUUCUUGGACUAAAGAUAUUUGCACGGUUGGAAGCCUAUUCAUUGAAGAGUCUAGAAUAUCCACUGAAUGUACUGAUCACAUAUACUUCCUGACUGCCUCGCAGGGUUCAGACUCUCCACCGUACCGGCUAAUGGCACACUAGCAAACAGGGAUAUUAAGUGUUUUAGUGUUUUGUUUUUUUCGAAAAUGUUUUAUUAAAAUUCCAGUUUUUCCACCACAUUAUUUAUCUGACUUUUGUUGCAACCACAUUCUUAAGAUACAAGCAUUUUUUUCAGCUGAAAUCCAUUCUAUGAUCAUGACCAACAAAAUGCUUCUUUGUAGCGUGUAGCUGCCGAUGUGAGGACCACCGUUUGAUGAUCAGUUGUAGUUCCACUGGCUGGUAACGGAACAAACAAGUGGACCUCAGCUAUUUUGAUUUAUCUUCUGUCUGACCUAGAUUUUAUUGUAUUCUAUUAUGUAUUUACAGAUUGUAUUGUACUUUUACCGGCCUACUACUGUACACGCUUGCUUUGGCUACAAACCAGUUGUUUCUUGUCUAUUUUUAUUGUUGUUAUUAAAAAAAAGCCAAUGCUGCUGGAAAUGA
Gasterosteus aculeatus aculeatus (three-spined stickleback) is the source of this 4002-nucleotide messenger RNA. RefSeq lists its product as uncharacterized. The record is from RefSeq and is a predicted model, not a curated record. Gene Ontology annotation, molecular function: deSUMOylase activity. NCBI's taxonomy places the organism in Eukaryota, Metazoa, Chordata, Actinopteri, Perciformes, Gasterosteidae. Gene Ontology annotation, biological process: protein desumoylation; proteolysis. Gene Ontology annotation, cellular component: nucleus.